AUGGCAGUGAAACGCACCGCCAGACACCCUGACCCGGACCACACCCUGCGAGCCUCAUCCGCAUCCGCACCGACAUCCUCAAGCGAACAAGAAACCCUCAUCUCUGCCGCCUCGCGUCACGAGCAAAAACGCCGCAAGCGAAUCAAACCCACCCCCAUCUCGCCCGAGCCUGUGUCUCUGCCUGACUCCGCACCUCUUUCUCUACCCGCCACGCACCCUCAUCACCGCAACAUCUCCUCCUCCCCCUCCUCGUCCUCGUCGCUGUCAUCGCCACUCUCCCCAACACUCCCAUUCCACCGAUCGCACCGCCCCAACCACGCCUCAAAAGUCCAAGCCCUCAACCGCGCCCUCACUUGGACGGGCAUCCGCCUCGUCAAAGUCGCGAGCGGCGAUCGGCACGUGCAGAGUAUCGACGACUCUGACGUGCAAGGAUGGGUGGAGUACAAGUUCGUGAGGGGGCAACGGGGUGUUGCUGGCGUCGUGGAGGUGGGCAACGCUCUUGAGUGGGCCAUGAUGAGCGUGGAGGGGACGGGGAAAAAGGAGUUGGGGGUUUGGCGGAUGGUGAUGGAUUCGGUUUACGGAGGGGCGGAGGGGGAGGGAGGCGGUGUGGGCAUGAAGCUUGAUGAUCGAGGUGGGGAUGGUGGCGCAGACGAAGAUAAAGAGGUUGAUGGUGUGGGUGGGGCGUGA
Molecule: messenger RNA, 687 nt
Organism: Cyphellophora europaea CBS 101466
Lineage: Eukaryota; Fungi; Ascomycota; Eurotiomycetes; Chaetothyriales; Cyphellophoraceae
Exons: 1
Coding region: 1-687 (228 amino acids)
Source: RefSeq, a predicted model, not a curated record